AACUUUGUAUGUGCUUAUAGAAUAUGUCUACAACAAAUGAUGCUAUGCCACAUGUUAAUGAAGAACAUAUUAUACCCUCAUCCUCCUCUCAUUCCUCAAUAAAGGCGACCAAGACUACUUCUGCUGCUGUUUCGGGUUGGAUUGACAGCACUACACCACCAUGGUCAAAUGUUUCUUUUGAUCAACUUUCGAAAUAUGCACGUAGAGCCUCAAGUUCUAGUCUUAAUUUACUCAAUGUGACAUCUGUGCUUCCUAUCAUCAAGUCGGAAGAUGCUGAACAACGACUUGUCGAUCGUAUACAUAAAGUCCAGCGAGGAUAUGAUAGGACACUCAAGUUAUCAUUGAAUGAAGGUUCUCAAGGAUUAUCAAAGAUAUCAGAUCAUAUUCAUCGACGUGUACCUCAACUGGUCAGCCAACGUCAACAAUUACAAACACUCUCGGAACAAGUACAAUUGGCCAAUGGUGAUUUGGAGGAUGCUCGACAAACAGUGGCUAGUAUGGAAAGGAUAGAAUCAUUUGUACGUAUGGAAGAGAUGAUUCAAAAGUCUUUGGAUUUGAUGAUAUUACGGAAAAGAUCUCAAGCAUAGUUAGUUAGUGUUAGAUAAAUAUAAUUUUAGUAUACCUUUUUUUUUUGGUUCAAUAAAAGAAUCUAUGUAUAUAAAUA
Molecule: messenger RNA, 664 nt
Organism: Halteromyces radiatus
Lineage: Eukaryota; Fungi; Mucoromycota; Mucoromycetes; Mucorales; Cunninghamellaceae
Exons: 2
Coding region: 24-587 (187 amino acids)
Source: RefSeq, a predicted model, not a curated record